CGGUGCGGCAGCCCUGUCCGGACUCCACCGCGCCUCCCAGGGGCUCUGACACCAACCCAAGAUCUGUGGCCAUUUGUUUCCAUGGUUUCAAGGCACAAUGAGGCACACUGGCUCUUGGAAAGUGUUGACCUGGGUGACAACGUUCCUGCUUCCUGUCUGUACCUGUGUGAUGGUCAGGGACAAGCCAGAAACAACCUGCCCUACACUGAGAACAGAGAGAUAUCAAGAUGACAGAAACAAACCUGAAUUGUCAGGCUUUGACCUGGGAGACAGCUUUGCUCUGAGGCGUGCGUUUUGCGAAGGCGAUAAAACCUGUUUCAAGUUGGGAAGCACGCUUCUUCUCAGAGACACCGUUAAGAUAUUUCCCAGAGGUCUUCCAGAGGAAUACGCUAUCGCCGUCAUGUUUCGGGUACGAAGAAGCACUAAAAAGGAACGGUGGUUUUUAUGGAAGAUUUUAAACCAGCAGAAUAUGCCCCAGAUAUCUGUAGUGAUCGAUGGUACGAAGAAGGUGGUAGAAUUUAUGUUCCGAGGUGCUGAGGGAGAUCUGUUGAACUAUGUUUUUAAGAAUCGAGAACUCCGUCCUCUCUUUGAUCGUCAAUGGCAUAAACUUGGCAUUGGCGUGCAAUCCCGAGUCCUUUCUCUCUAUAUGGAUUGCAAUUUAAUUGCAAGUCGACACACGGAAGAAAAGAAUUCUGUGGAUUUUCAAGGAAGGACAGUCAUUGCUGCACGAGCUUCAGAUGGCAAACCCGUGGAUAUCGAACUUCACCAACUUAGAAUCUACUGCAAUGCAAACUUCCUAGCUGAAGAAUCAUGUUGCAACUUAUCACCUACUAAGUGUCCAGAGCAAGAAGACUUUGGAAGUACCACUUCAUCCUGGGUGACCUCUAACACUGGUAAAAUAUCUUCAUAUCUGCCAGAAAAGCUGGAACUUAAAGACGCAUGCCAGUGUAUUCCAAACAAGGAAGAAGCAGGAUUACCAGGAACUCUCAGAUCCUUUGGACCUAAGGGCGACAAAGGAGAGCCGGGUGAAAAUGGAUUACAUGGCACUCCAGGAUUACUUGGUCAAAAGGGAGAACAAGGACUUGAAGGCAUCAAAGGAGAAAUUGGUGAAAAGGGUGAACCAGGAGCCAAAGGAGACACUGGUCUGGCUGGUCUCAAUGGACAAAAUGGUUUGAAAGGUGACUCUGGUCCUCAAGGUCCACCUGGCCCAAAAGGAGAAAAGGGUGAUAUGGGACCUCCAGGGCCACCAGCCUUAACUGGCUCCAUAGGACUCCAAGGUCCCCAGGGUCCACCUGGCAAAGAAGGCCAAAGGGGAAGACGAGGGAAAACAGGACCUCCAGGAAACCCAGGACCUCCAGGACCGCCCGGACCUCCUGGGUUACAAGGACUACAGCAGCCUUUUGGUGGAUUUUUCAAUAAGGGAACUGGUGAGCACGGAGCUAGUGGCCCCAAAGGAGAAAAGGGCGAUACUGGGCUGCCCGGAUUUCCAGGGUCUGUUGGCCCUAAAGGACACAAAGGAGAACCUGGGGAGUCUUUAACAAAAGGUGAAAAGGGAGAUAGAGGAGAACCCGGCCUAUUAGGACCCCAGGGAAUAAAGGGGGAACCUGGAGAUCCUGGUCCCCCUGGUUUACUAGGAAGCCCAGGGCUAAAGGGUCAGCAAGGACCUGCAGGUUCCAUGGGGCCCAGAGGACCACCAGGAGAUGUCGGAUUGCCAGGAGAACAUGGUAUCCCAGGGAAACAAGGCAUUAAGGGAGAAAAGGGAGAUCCAGGUGGAAGGCUAGGCCCUCCUGGACUUCCAGGUCCCAAGGGUGAUGCUGGGCCUCCAGGGAUAAGCCUGCUGGGGAAGCCAGGGUUAGAUGGAAAUCCGGGAUCACCCGGUCCACGUGGGCCAAAGGGUGAAAGAGGUCUGCCAGGACUCCAUGGUUCUCCUGGGGACACAGGCCCACCGGGGGUAGGAAUCCCUGGUAGAACAGGCUCCCAAGGACCAGCCGGAGAGCCAGGUAUUCAGGGUCCUCGAGGUCUGCCUGGAUUGCCAGGAACUCCAGGGAUGCCAGGGAAUGACGGAGCUCCAGGGAAAGAUGGAAAGCCGGGCCUUCCAGGCCCCCCAGGUGACCCGAUCGCACUUCCUCUCUUGGGAGACGUUGGCGCCCUGCUGAAGGGUGAUGUAGGGCCACGAGGUCCCCCGGGAUUCCCAGGCAGAGAAGGACCAAAGGGAAGCAAAGGAGAGCGGGGCUACCCUGGAAUACAUGGGGAGAAAGGCAAUGAGGGUCUUCAAGGAAUCCCUGGCCUCUCCGGAGCUCCUGGCCCAACUGGACCUCCUGGCUUAACAGGAAGAACUGGACAUCCUGGUCCCACUGGAGCAAAAGGUGACAAGGGUAGUGAGGGACCCCCUGGGAAACCUGGACCUCCUGGACCCCCCGGUGUCCCACUCAAUGAGGGAAAUGGCAUGAGCAGUUUAUAUAAAAUCCAGGGAGGAGUGAAUGUUCCCAGUUAUCCAGGACCUCCGGGCCCCCCAGGCCCAAAAGGUGAUCCUGGCCCAGUGGGAGAGCCUGGUGCAAUGGGCUUGCCAGGACUAGAAGGAUUUCCUGGUGUAAAGGGAGAUCGAGGCCCAGCGGGUCCCCCAGGCAUAGCUGGCAUAUCGGGAAAACCGGGUACCCCAGGCCCUCCAGGAGCACCAGGGGAACCGGGUGAAAGAGGACCCGUUGGAGAUACAGGUUUUCCUGGGCCAGAGGGACCCUCGGGGAAGCCAGGCAUAAAUGGAAAAGAUGGAUUACCAGGUGAUCAGGGCAUCAUGGGUAAACCUGGAGACAGAGGUCCCAAAGGAGAACGCGGUGAUCAGGGAAUUCCAGGAGACAGAGGCCCACAAGGUGAACGUGGGAAGCCAGGUCUUACGGGCAUGAAGGGGGCUAUAGGCCCUGUGGGACCACCAGGAAACAAGGGAUCCACAGGACCACCUGGCCACCAAGGCCCUCCAGGCUCCCCUGGCAUCCCUGGCACUCCGGCUGACACUGUUUCCUUUGAAGAAAUAAAAAAGUAUAUUAAUCAAGAGGUCCUAAGGAUUUUUGAAGAGAGGAUGGCUGUGUUUCUAUCCCAGCUUAAGUUGCCAGCAGCAAUGUUGUCUGCUCAAGCUCAUGGGAGGCCUGGCCCACCAGGGAAGGAUGGGUUACCUGGACCCCCAGGAGAUCCAGGGCCCCAAGGCUACAGAGGACAGAAGGGAGAAAGAGGUGAACCAGGAAUUGGGCUGCCGGGGAGUCCGGGUCUUCCUGGAUCUUCAGCAGUGGGUUUGCCGGGCUCACCAGGUGCCCCAGGCCCUCAAGGACCCCCAGGACCCAGUGGAAGAUGUAAUCCAGAAGAUUGCCUCUAUCCUGCACCUCCACCCCUUCAGCAGGCAGGCGGGAAGUGAAAAGGAUGGGGGAAGACAUUGUUGGCUGAUAUCUCCAUGCCACCUGAGCUGCCACUGCGGGCGUCACAACCACAUACUCUCAAGGCUUAGGAGUUUUGGACUGCUUUAUUUUGUUUUUCUGAUAUAGGGGCAGACAUCCAAAGCAACAAGCUGAGUCCUUUUCUGACAGUAAAAGCAGAUCAGUAUUUUCAGAUGUUUGCCAACUUCGUUCCAUAUGUUCUGCUUUAUUGUGGUCCUGAGUUCAACGGCUUCGUAAGAAAAAUGCAAAUGAGCCUGUCAUGGGAUCUUCAGAAAAAAAUCACAUGAGACGAUUUGGUACACAGACGACACAGACCUUGUGAACUCGUCAACGUGACUAGCUUUUGACUCCUGAAUUUUAACUUUUCCUAACUUUUCUUGAUUAUUUUCUUCAUAUUUAAAUUCAAUAUCGUUGCUUUAGUUUUUCUUUCUGCUCUUUUGAGAUUGAAGUAGUACAUUACUGCUGUUGACUGUCUUAGGACUGAUUUUUACAAGAAGUCUUAUACCAUCCUACAUUCAUUCGAUUUAUGCAAAAAAAAAUAUGCAAUAAGAGAUUCGCUUCUAACUUACUUAGAUAUGUAUCAGGAAGCCCCCAAAGUCAUCAUAGCCAACUACUGAAAUGCUUUUGGCUUUUUUUGGAGCACUCCUCACUGACAUGAACACAUGCUACAUAAGAAAAUGAAGAAUCAACUUGACUCUAUGCCCAAGUCUGUGAGUCUCCUAUGGUGAACUAAAAGUGGUUUGUCUUCUCGAAGUCAUUCUUGGUGGUAAAGGCACCAGGCUGUCUUUGGUACCUGGCAGGUUUUAGCAGCCUAGAAAGACCUUUGUGCUCCUUUAUGCAUUCUUUUUUCUGACUUUAUGAUCCCCAGACCCGACCCGCCAUCAAAGAAAAGCACAGGAUUUCUAAUGACCAGAUAAGAGGAGUCCUCGUCUUAGAAACUGAGAGCGAAGGGUCAGCAAAGGCAUGUUGAAUAAGUGAAGCCCUCAUGCUCUUAAGAAGAUUAAUGUUUUCUCAGAAACCACCAAAAGGUCCAGCUCAGCAAAGGAAAGCCAAGAGAUUUCACCCGAAAGUCACUACGUGCUUCAAAACCACAGGCUCAGGAGUUAGAGAUUUGACUUCGCUUGCCUAGUUAGCAGCGAGGCCCUGGUCGAUCCUCGGCUCCGGGAGGAAAGAAACAAACUUGCUCUGAAAGGAAGCAAAACCCCAGUGGUCUUGGCUGAAUGUCGCUUUACUCCCUACCUAUUCAUUGCUUGGAGAAACCUUGGGUGGGGAAAACUGAUUUCCUAGAAUUCUGAGCACAAGGCACAAGGGCUUUGCUGAUACUUAGCUGGUGGGUACCACUGACGCUGAGAGCGAGCCACCAGAGCCCUUCAAUCCCACACCUCUAAGAGCACAGGAUUAGAGAGGAUGCUUUUGAUCUGUUCAUUGAAAAAAGACAAUGGGUAUAAAAAAGCAACCCACUGAAAGUGGGAAAAAGCUGUGAACGGUAUUUUCCUGAGAAGCAUGCCUGACAUAAGGCAGAGUUUGUUUAAAUGCACCCAUGAUUUGAACUGGUUUUCAUUAUAAACAGAUGAGCUGCUGGCCCGCUACUGUCAACAUGGCUGUGCAUAAAAUAACCUUUUAGGUAUUUCAUAUUGAGUUUUGCUGUAUAUUUCAAUUCAACUUUAUUUAUUUUCCAAGUCUACUUUAUUUAUUUCCACUGUUUUGGACUUAAAAUUGCUUAUUCCUUUGUUUUCUUUUGUAUUCAAUACCUAAAAUGGUGCUGUGUUUUAAACUUACACAAUUGGAGUAUGCAAAUGUUUGCAUAUGUAUCUUCAUAGCCAACUGAUAAUCUACCCCCCAAAUGUAUAUAAGGUGAAAAGUUGGUGCUAUGUGUAUAUUUUGAGCUUCUAAUUUGUUGAAUUUUCUGAAAACAUACACUUUACCUGACAUAUAAAUUCACUUGAAUUUGCUGUAUAGCAAAGAGUUUUCUAUGUUCUCAAAGAUUAUUUUUCAUAUUA
Messenger RNA from Mus pahari (shrew mouse), 5422 nucleotides. It is a transcript of the gene Col19a1, whose product is annotated as collagen type XIX alpha 1 chain. The transcript is spliced from 50 exons. Gene Ontology annotation, cellular component: basement membrane. The coding region runs from base 98 to 3403 and encodes 1101 amino acids. NCBI's taxonomy places the organism in Eukaryota, Metazoa, Chordata, Mammalia, Rodentia, Muridae. The record is from RefSeq and is a predicted model, not a curated record.